Molecule: messenger RNA, 2829 nt
Organism: Camponotus floridanus (Florida carpenter ant)
Lineage: Eukaryota; Metazoa; Arthropoda; Insecta; Hymenoptera; Formicidae
Product: sorting nexin-14
Exons: 9
Coding region: 1-2607 (868 amino acids)
Biological process (GO): autophagosome maturation
Cellular component (GO): late endosome
Molecular function (GO): phosphatidylinositol binding
Source: RefSeq, a predicted model, not a curated record
AUGCAAGAUUUAUACUUUUUUAAUAUGGCAGUAUUGGCGAUCAUUAUUUUACUCGUCGCAUUCGUCAUAAUUGUUCUUAACAGCAUUGUAUGGAUAUUUGUAGUGGCCAGCAUUUAUGCGAUUAGCAGUUAUUAUGCUGUUCAACUGAUAAGGUGCAUCGACAACUUAUUAGUGAGGUUCAAUAUUAUAAAUGACAACUUUAUCACAAAAUUUGCAAUCAAGGAUUCAUGCAGUGUUUGUAGCAAUAACACCUGCAAGAGGCACAAAUUGUUGUCACAUUCGACAAAGAUCAAGGUACCAAAGGAUUUCGACCAUGCGUUAGAACAGCUUUUAGAAGAGCUGCUGCAAAUUUAUGUCUGCGCAUGGUACUCUGAUUUCUCGACGAAUGAAGCCUUCAUACAACAGUUGCGUUUAGCUAUAACGACAGCAGCGAAAAAUAUCGCUAUUCGAUUGUUACGUGCGGAUAUAGGGGACAUCACGUUCACCGAUCUCAUUCCCUUGGCUAUAAAACAUGCUCAGGAUUGGAAUGCUCUUGUAAAAAAAUCAAAAAUGGAUGCUAAAAUGCCCCAAGAUUAUGUAGAAAGUUAUCUGGGUUCCAAGAUUCACCCAGCUGCUUACUCAAGAGAAGCUGAAUUGAAUUAUUUACGAGGAUUAAUCACUGCACUGCUGCCACAUUUGUUACCUGCCAUACAUGUCUCGACAAAUAACAAAGUGAUACUUCGGGAAAUUUUAGCCAAUUGGGUGCUACUACCAGCAAUUGAUGCACUUGCAGAUCCGGAAAAUAUAAAUAUGUUGGUGACAUUAUCCACUCAUCAUGAUGGCUCUCUAUCGAAUUCAGCAAAAACUAUUAAUAUACCGAUGCUGCAAUCGUGGGUGACGACAGUGCAUCCACAUAUCAUCACCCACAAUUGUUUCAAACCAUCUUUGAAUGAAGUCUUGAGCGAUCCUGAGCUGUUAUAUAUGUUUAUGCAACACAUCAAAGAAUCAGGACCUAUGAAUCUUCUUCAAUUUUGUUUAGAUAUUGAUGAUCUCAGUAAACGUAUGUUAAAUCCGGAAAUGUCAUCUAGCGCUGAAAAAAGCUUAUACAUAGAUGUUCGAAAUUUGUAUACAAUAUAUCUUGAUCCUGAUGGUCCAGAAUACUUGUAUUUACCAUUGCAUAUAACGCAAGGCAUACGACAAAUAUUAGAAGGUGGACCAGAAAAAAUCCAAGAGCUACGAACAUCACGACCUUUCUAUCAAGCUCAUCAAGAAGCACACGCGCUCUUAGAAAGUACCUGUCUACCCUCAUUCCAUCAUAGUUAUCAACUAUACAAACUUCUCUGUGGUCAUUUAGUGUCUGAACAAGCAAAAGCCACUGCAGCCAAUGCGAGUGGAGGUGCUAUCUCUACGCGGCCCAGCAAUCAAUUAAGCAGGAUGGAUGGUGUUUCACGUACAACGCUUGACGGUACCCCGUUUCCAUUGCAACAUGUCUAUCCGGUCGAGGAGGUAGAUUGCACAGCUCGAGCAUACAACGAGAUCAAGAGCUUCGGCGAUAAGUCUCAUCGCGACUUGACGACGUGGCGAGUCGCCAUCCCGCACGUGGACGGCGGUGGCACGCAACCAGUGUACAUGAUCGCCAUCCACAGCGUGGCGGAGGCCAAAUCGUGGACAGUCCUGCGUCAGGAUCAAGAUUUCUACACGCUGCGGACGCGACUCGCCGAGUUCCACGGCGACAAGGAACUGAACGACUCGCCCUUAUCAUCGCGCAAGAAUCCCCACUUGCCCCUUGCGGCUAAUCGUCAACGCUACGAAGAGUUUCUGCAGAGGCUGCUGUCUAAGCCGAUGUUGAGAAGCAGCGAGCUCCUCUACACCUUUCUCACGACGCCAAACCUGAAGCCGUACUUUGCCAACUACAGCACACCCGACAUCGGCAUCCUCUAUCAGAGCGUGACCUAUAAAUUGCGAAAGGAGAAGGGACAGCACCUCGACAAGUUUAUGAGUACUUUUUUGGCGUCCACGAAUAUAAAGUACGAGCAUAUGGAUAUGGGUGUCGAGCCGUUGAGCGAGCACAAUCUCGACGACGAAAGCAAGAGAAGUCUACUGAAUGGGGCGUUUGGCAAUAAUCUGAAUCUACCUGUCCCUUUGCAAAAUGUUCCAUGCGAUUUGCCGCAGCGUGAUCAUGUAAAAGGGGCAAGUUUAUGCGUCGUGGAAGCCGUGGAUGGUCUGUUAGAUAUGCCUCCGAUUAUUUCGCGACUUUUCUGGAUGUUUGCCUCUUUAUCGCGCAAGAGAGUCGAUCCCAUUGUGAACACAAUGUUCUACAACAUGUUGAUCAAGCUUUUGAGUGGGGGUCGUGCUUCUAUCGUCGUCAAGCUUUUACAUGCAAAAAUAACAGGCAGAAAUUACAUGAAAGAUUUCUCCUCGCAAGCAAGAUGUCGAGAUUAUUACGAAGCGGCCAAAAAAGGACUGUACUCCUUGUUACCAUGGUGGUUACUUGGGAUCUCCAAGUCUUGGAACAGCUUGAUGGACUCUUUAUUAGAUCCUUUACAAAAUGCACCAUUUAAUAAACAUCUGGCAUACCUUCUGCUGGAUCACCUCUUGGUAAAUCUUUUCCCAGAAGCAAGAGCGUAAUGUCCUUCGACAAAAACACGAACAGUAGUACAUAUAAUUCUAAUAAAACAACUUGUACAAACAUACACAAUUAUUUUUUGUGCAUAUGUAGUACACAUGAUAAUUUCGCGUGAGUAAAAAUUCCUAUUGAGAUCUAUAGGAUCUUUAUACAUUAAAAAGAAAUGAACGAGAGCAUCUUAUGAUCGAGAAUGACUAUAAAUAAUAAGGAUCGAUUUAUUGCAA